Python bivittatus (Burmese python) is the source of this 4490-nucleotide messenger RNA. The record is from RefSeq and is a predicted model, not a curated record. NCBI's taxonomy places the organism in Eukaryota, Metazoa, Chordata, Lepidosauria, Squamata, Pythonidae.
GCAUCUUGCGCCCCUUGGACGGGAAGGCUUUGCCAACCCCAGGAAAACAGUCCCGGUCGAUGGCCGGUUGGGGGAAGAAGGAAGCGCUAAAGGAGCGCGCUCUUUCACGAAGGGGACUCGGUGAUCCAAAUUCAGCUCUGAAUUUGAUGCCUCUUGCGUGCGGCGCAGGAGGUUGCUCAUCUUCAAAAUUGCUCAUCUUCAAAACGGUUUUUUGCCAGGGCUUCGCUAAUUGACCACUAAUAGCAGUUAGUUAUGCACAUUUUAAAGACCAAGACUUAGAAAGGUACAGAAGCUUCUUUUCCACCUUUUUCCUGGCCGCAUGAAAUAUGGAAAAUAGAAUGUACGCUCGAUUAAUUUUUUUUUCCUGAUAUGACGGCAGUGGUGUACUUUUUCCAUCAGAUGGCCCCCAUUUUUUAAAUUAAAUCGAAGAAAGGUCAGGAUUAAAAAUUGAGGCCAAAUCCUUUUCAAAUGAGUGCCUUGACUGAAAUCCACGCGCAGCAUUGCUGCCGUUUCCGUUCCGUUUUGUCGGCAGCAGUCUCUGAUAACAUUGACGAGGGAUCGUGAGUAUUAAUACUGUAUUUUUAAACGUGCAGGCCUACAGCAGGAAGAGCCUUGCAGAUCAGUCACCGCAUCCUAAAAUUAGGAUUAGGAAGUGCUAUGGAAAGGCUGGCCAAGGACAAAAGUCUAUUUGCUAUUUUUUGUAGAAACGGACGCUUGGCGCUGCGUUUCCGGGUUGUGGCCCUCCCUCUCUCAGCUGCCCAUCUGCUGGCCGUUCGUCUCUUCAGGAAGUGAAUCCAGCUCUUUAAUCCACUGGCCUUAUGGCAAGGGGAGCGCUAGGGCAUUCGGCUUGGCUCCCUGCCUGGAUGACAGGGAUUUCAGGCAAUGUUAAAAAGCAUCUUAGACUUUGCUGUUGGAAAGGCUGUCACCAAGUGGGAAAUAGAGGCCAAAUGACACAUUAAUGAUGCCAGGACGUGUCUGCUGCUGCUGUGCUGCCCUGCGCCCUCGAUACAAGCGCCUGGUGGAUAACAUAUUCCCCGAAGACCCCAAAGAUGGCCUCGUCAAAUCCGACAUGGAGAAACUGACCUUCUAUGCGGUCUCUGCCCCAGAGAAGCUUGAUCGAAUCGGCGCCUAUUUAGCAGAAAGGCUGAGCCGGGAUGUCAUCCGGCACCGCUAUGGGUACGUAUUCAUUGCAAUGGAAGCCUUGGAUCAGCUCCUCAUGGCUUGCCACUCGCAGAGCAUCAAACCCUUUGUGGAGAGCUUCCUCCACAUGGUGGCCAAACUGCUGGAGUCUGGAGACCCCAAACUGCAAGUCCUGGGAACCAACUCUUUCGUCAAGUUUGCAAACAUUGAGGAGGACACACCUUCCUAUCACCGUCGCUACGACUUCUUUGUGUCUCGCUUCAGUGCCAUGUGUCACUCCUGCCAUAAUGAUCCAGAAGUACGGAAUGAGAUCCGGAUCGCCGGCAUCAGGGGCAUCCAGGGGGUAGUGCGCAAGACGGUGAACGAUGAGCUCAGAGCCACCAUCUGGGAGCCUCAGCACAUGGACAAGAUUGUUCCCUCGCUGCUCUUCAACAUGCAGAAGAUGGAAGACCCCGACGGUCGAAUCGGGCCACCCUCCUCUCCGACGGGUGAGAAAGAGGAGAACCCUGCUGGGCUGGCCGAGAAUUGCUUCCGGGAGCUGCUGGGGCGUGCAACCUAUGGAAACAUGAGCAAUGCCGUCCGGCCGGUCUUUGCACAUUUAGGCCAUCACAGACUGUGGGACCCGAAUGAAUUUGCUGUCCAUUGCUUUAAGAUCAUUAUGUACUCCAUACAAGCACAAUACUCCCAUCACGUAAUACAGGAGAUCCUGGGGCACCUUGACAGCUGCAAGAGAGACUCUCCCCGUGUUCGGGCUGGGAUCAUCCAGGUCCUUUUGGAGGCGGUUGCCAUUGCCGCCAAGGGAUCCAUUGGACCCACCGUUCUGGAGGUGUUCAACACCCUGCUGAAGCACCUGAGCCUGAGUGUGGAUUUUGAACUGGGCAACAGGCGGGGCUCCAACGGCAGUGCUGCCCUCGCCCCCCCCUCCAAAGAAAACGAUGAGCGGAUAGUCCAGAACGCCAUCAUUCAAACGAUCGGUUUCUUCGGAAGCAACCUCCCAGAUUACCAGCGGUCAGAGAUUAUGAUGUUUGUCAUGGGGAAGGUCCCUGUCUUUGGGGCAUCCUCCCAGACCUUGGACACCAGCGAGCUUGGGGAUUUGGGAACCAGGAGGAUCCAGAUAAUGCUGCUGCGGUCCUUGCUGAUGGUGACCUCCGGGUACAACGCCAAGAGCAUCGCCUCAGUCCUCUCAGCCCCCUUCCUGGAUCCUCUGCUCUCCCCGUCCCUCAUGGAGGACUGUGAGCUCCGGCAGCUGGUCCUGGAGAUACUCCACAACCUCAUUGAUCGGCACGACAACCGAGCAAAGCUUCGAGGGAUAAGAAUCAUACCUGACGUGUCCGAUCUGAAGAUAAAGCGGGACAAAAUUUCACGGCAAGAUGUGAGCUUCAUGAAGAAGCAUGGCCAGCAACUGUAUAGGCACGUUUACUUGGGCUGCAAAGAAGAUGACAACGUGCACAAGAAUUUUGAACUGCUCUACACGUCGCUCGCUCUGAUAACAAUUGAGCUGGCAAACGAAGAAGUGGUCACUGACCUCAUUCGCUUGGCCAUUGCUCUGCAGGAUAUGGCCAUUCUUAAUGAGGACAACUUGCCAAUGUUCAACCGCUGCAGCAUCAUGGGACUGGUCGCCGCGUACCUCAACUUCCUGAGCCAGAUGAUAGCAGUCCCCGCCUUCUGCCAGCAUAUUAGCAAGGUAAUUGAAACUAGAACGGUGGAAGCUCCAUACUUUUUGCCGGAAACCAUAUUUCGAGAUAAGUGCAGCAUUCCCCAAACCUUUGAUAAAGACGACAAGAGCUUGUUUUUCCUGACUCACAAGAUCGCUGAAUCCUUGGGAGGCAGCGGCUACAGCGUGGAAAGGCUGUCUGUGCCUUAUGUGCCCCAGGUGACAGAUGAGGACAGGCUGUCCCGAAGGAAGAGUAUUGUGGAUACGGUGUCCAUUCAGGUGGACAUUCUUCCUGGCAAUGGCGCAGAAGAUAAGGUCAACAGCAUGGAGGAAAUUACCUUUGAAGCACUGAAGAAGGCUAUAGAUAAUACUGGCCUCGAAGAGCAGGAGAAGGAGAAGAGGCGCCUCGUAAUUGAGAAGUUUCAGAAAGCCCCCUUCGAAGAGAUCGCAGCCCAGUGUGAAACCAAGGCAAACCUCCUCCAUGACCGACUGGCUCAGAUAUUGGAGCUCACCAUUCGCCCCCCUCCCAGUCCUUCUGGAACACUGACCAUCACUGCGGGAUGCCCCCAUUACCAAUCUGUUCCCGUCUAUGAGAUGAAGUUUCCAGAUCUUUUUUGACAGCGCAAUCACAGCUCUUAGUGGAGGACGAAACCGCCUCUUUCGCACAGCAUUCCCCUGUGAUUGCAGCUGCUCCGCCCUCCCGCCCUGCUCAGACGAGGCGCAGCGCCCCUCGCAGGACGCCCGGUGCCUUUUCUUGGCACCCUUAGCGCCCCCUUUUUGGUUUUGGAAGGUAAGCUGUAUGGGCGUCUGAUGUCAUCCCAGUGGUGUCUUGCUGAAAAGCAAAAGGCAAGGGGGCCCUCCACACAGCUGUCUUUUUCCGGAGCGUGGCUGCUUUUGCACAAAAUCAGAGGAAAGGCCGGAUGCCCUCUCAUCUUCACCCGGGCAGCCUGUGGCCGGUCCUGCUCUGUCCCGCCGCUUCCCACUCAGCUCUGCAUGCCACAGAUGCCUCGCCUUGCCUUGCCUUGCCUUUCAUGCCCCAUCCGCUGAACUGCAUCCAUGUUUCGUUGUUGUAUUCCACAGUGGAACUUCUACAUUUCCCACACUCUUGUUGCUCUUGUGUGGCGUUUAACGGGGUGGGGAAACGCGCAAACAGAAGCGGUCAUCUUUUGAGGAGGGGCUGCCUCCCUGGGUCUAAAAGUACUCAUUCCAUUGUGCAUUACGCUGGCAUGGAAGAGCACAGUAUCCUGUAUAGACAGUGUCCUGACGCUGGUCAAGGAAACCAACCCGGCCCCCUGGCUGGCUUUGUGACAACUCCUUGGACUCCAAGAGCUCUGGAGAGUGUCCGAUGCAAAGGCCUGCGUACUUGAUCAACUGUGCUCAUGGCAGUGUUGGUGUUGCUUGAAUGUUUGUCAUUUGGAAGUCCUGCUGGUAGUUUUAUAUAUUCCAGGCUGUUCCUCAGCAUUUCAGCUACUAUAUUUAAAAGAAUGCAUAGCUUUUCAUAGGCAUUUUAUUUUAACGCAAAAAUGAAUAUUGUUCUACUACAGAGGACAGUCGUAACAACUGAAUUAUCUGUUUCACCAAUGCUUCGGUAGAUGCAUUCUGCGCUCUCUGUAAUGAGCUGUUUGAUUAAAUGUAAGAACACUGUGCAAAUCCACUUGUAAGCAAUAAAAUUUUACAUAAAGGAGGAAUCACACAA